Messenger RNA from Polypterus senegalus (gray bichir), 924 nucleotides. RefSeq names its product tripartite motif-containing protein 16-like. The record is from RefSeq and is a predicted model, not a curated record. The transcript is spliced from 4 exons. NCBI's taxonomy places the organism in Eukaryota, Metazoa, Chordata, Cladistia, Polypteriformes, Polypteridae. Gene Ontology annotation, molecular function: protein binding. Bases 1 to 924 code for a protein of 307 amino acids.
AUGGAAAAUGGCAAUGAUAUUGAACUUGAGUCCGAGUGUAAAACUGUCCUGAAUGCGGAUGACUGGUCAACUGAUAAGAGAUGCGCUUGUAUUUCCUGGAAUAAAUGGAGCAACCUCACCGUGAAUCCUCAGCUUGUGGUGGAUGAUAUGCAGACUUUUCCAUUUUGCCGUGUACUUCCUGCUGACGGAGACUUGCUCAGCUUCACUGUCAUUGCUGAUGUCUCUUCAGAGGACCUGAGAAAGGAGCUUUCAUGUCUGAAAAAGAUUCUGAAGAAGAUCACUCAGUGGGAUAUCAUGACCUUGACAUCAGGUCAUGAAGCUCCAGUUCUCACCCUACAGCCUCCUCAGCCUCGGCGCAGAGAUGAGUUUUUACAAUACUUCUGUCCACUCACACUGGACAUCAAUACGGCACACAGAGACCUCCAUCUGUCUGAAGGGAACCAGAAGGUGACAUGUGAGAUGACAAAGCCUGAAUAUCCUGAUCAUCCUGACAGAUUUGACUACUGGGAACAAGUUCUGUGCAGAGAGGCUCUGACUGGGACUCGCUUUUACUGGGAGGUGGAGUGCACUGGAGACUUCAUGAGGAUUGGAGUCGCAUAUAAAGGACUGAGCAGGAAAGGAGAGGGCUGGGAGUGCAGCUUUGGAAAUAACAGCAAGUCCUGGAGUUUACUGUGUUCUGAUUCCCAGUACACUGUGCGUCACAAUGAUGAGGAAACUGAAAUCAGCACCCCAUACUGCCCCAGAAUAGGUGUGUAUCUGGACUGGCCUGCUGGCUUGCUGUCAUUUUAUAGCGUCUCAUACACAAUGACCCUCCUGCAUAGGUUCAACACCUCCUUCACUGAGCCCCUCUAUCCAGGGUUUGGAUUUUGGCUUGAUUGUAAGUCCAGCGUAAAAAUCUGUCGUCUGACACCAUGUGGCCACUGA